AUGGAGUUACCAUAUCUGAGUGUUAGGGUAUUUUGGUCAUUUACCCUACUCCAUGCAAUCCUUCUCAACUCCUUUUCACAGUCGGAGUCUACAACGGCUUUAUUGAGAAAUGAGACAGAUCGACUAGCAUUGCUCGCAUUCAAAGACGGUAUUUUGGUAGAUCCUCUCGGAAUCUUGAGCUCAUGGAACCAUUCUCUCCAUUUCUGUCAAUGGGAGGGAAUCACCUGCAGUCCCCGUCAUCAAAGGGUCGCCAUCUUAAAACUCAGGGGCCACAGCUUGGUGGGCCACUUAUCACCUCACAUUGGAAAUCUCUCUUUCCUGAGAAGAAUCGAUCUCUCCACCAACAAAUUCCAAGGCCAAAUCCCUCAAGAAAUCGGCCGUUUAUUCCGUCUUCAGAAUCUCAACCUAACUGAAAAUUCAUUCCAAGGAGAGAUUCCAUCCAAUCUGAGCCACUGCUCAGAACUCGUAAUCAUUCACAUCGACCGGAAUCAGCUCGUUGGAGAGCUUCCUGCUGAGCUUAGCUCUUUGUCGAAGCUCAUUUUCCUUUCUGUCUUGAUCAAUAAUCUCAGUGGAAGCAUCCCAUCUUCAUUGGGGAAUCUUUCCUCUCUCAUGCUUCUUGAUCUAGCGAGUAACAAUUUGGGCGGGCAAAUUCCAAACCAGCUUGAUCAAUUGCCAGGCAUGAUCUAUUUUCAAAUAUCUGGAAAUCAGUUAUCAGGUACGAUUCCACCAUCGAUGUAUAAUCUCUCAUCCAUCCAGCUCUUUAACGUGGCAAUUAACCGUCUACAUGGAAGCAUUCCUUCCAACCUUGGCCUGGCUUUUCCACACCUGGAAGAAUUUCUUAUAGCAGGAAACCAAUUCACUGGAACGGUACCAAUUUCAUUGUCCAAUGCUUCAAGUCUCCAAACCGUUGAUAUUAGCAACAACAACUUUAGUGGACCCAUGCCUGCGAAUCUAGGAAGUCUUUUGGGUCUCCAGCGUUUCAAUAUCGAGAGAAAUCAGCUUGGAAGCAUGGAAGGUGAUGACCUGAGCUUCCUCACUUCACUGACCAACUGCACCAAUUUAAAAAUCAUAGCUGCUGCUACUAAUAAUCUCUAUGGUGAGUUGCCCGGCUCCAUUGCUAAUCUCUCGACAGGGCUAAAUAUGCUGAGUUUAGGAAGAAACAAGAUAUUUGGAAUCAUUCCCAAGGGAAUUGGGAAUCUCGUCAGCUUGUAUGCUUUGUUUCUGCAUGAGAACUCCUUGAAGGGUACUCUUCCAGAUGCUAUUGGGAAGCUUAGCAAGUUGCAAGCCUUGAGUCUCCAAACAAAUAAAUUUUCAGGGAAAAUCCCACCUUCAAUUGGCAACAUCAGUCGAUUGAGCGUUCUUGAGUUGAACAAAAAUGAUUUCCAUGGAAGCAUACCAUCAAGUUUUGGAAAUUGGGGAUUUAUGGAAAGAAUGUUCAUUGAUGAAAAUAAACUCACUGGUGCCAUACUGAAACAAGUCGGUGCAAUUGAAAUCAACCUGUCUCGUAAUUCAUUUACUGGGUCUCUCCUGCUGGAAGUUGAUAACUUGGUAAACAUUCAGGGAAUUGAUAUCUCAGAGAACAAACUAUCAGGUGAAAUUCCAGAUACAUUGGGAAAUUGUCAAAGCCUGGAGUUGCUCUAUAUGAAUGGCAACUUGCUUCAGGGAACCAUUCCGGAGUCUUUAAGGACAUUGAAAUCUAUCCAAAGGCUAGAUCUUUCGCGCAAUAACUUUAAUGGGCAGAUUCCAAAGUAUUUUGAAGAAUUUCUUUUCUUGCAGUAUUUGAAUUUGUCGUUUAAUAAUUUCGAGGGUGAAGUGCCCAAAGGAGGAAUCUUUAGAAAUGCCGGUGCAAUUUCAGUUGAAGGAAAUAGCAAACUCUGUGGAGGUAUACCAGAACUACAAUUGCCAGGGUGCCCUAAGCAAGCUUCUAAGAAACAAGGAAAGCCUCUUGCUCCCAGAGCAAAAGUCACAGUCAUUACUGUGGUUUUGUCUUCGUUUCUCCUGUCGUGUAUCGUUGCAGCUCUUUAUUGGAGAAGAAAUUCUCCAAAGAAAGCUUCUUCUCCAUCUUCCACACAGAAUCAGUGGUUACAAGUUUCUUAUGAAGAUCUCCUCCAAGCAACAGAUGGGUUUUCUUCAGCAAAUUUAAUUGGUGUGGGAAGUUUCGGUUCUGUAUAUAAAGGACUUCUAGAAUGCUUUGAAACACUUGUUGCAGUGAAGGUACUCAACCUCCUACAGCAAGGAGCUUUUAAGAGUUUUGCAGCUGAAUGCGAAGCUUUAAGAAACAUCCGACAUCGAAAUCUUGUCAAGAUCUUAACGGUUUGCUCGAGCAUUGAUUUUAAUGGCAAUGAUUUCAAAGCUCUAGUGUUUGAGUACAUGCCUAAUGGUAGUCUGGAGAAGUGGUUGCAUCCAAAUGUAGAUGAACAACCUCAAUUGAGGAAUUUGAAUCUUACACAAAGGCUGAAUAUAGCCAUUGAUGUGGCUUUGGCAUUAGAUUAUCUUCAUCAUCAUUACCAAACACCAAUUGUUCAUCGGGACCUAAAACCAAGCAAUGUUCUUCUUGAUGAUGACAUGGUUGCCCAUGUGGGUGACUUUGGUUUAGCAAGGUUCCUCUCUGAAGCUGCAGAAAGUUGCUCUCAAAAUCAGACCAGCACAUCUGGGAUUAAGGGAUCUAUUGGGUAUAUUCCUCCAGAGCAUGGGAUGGGCAGUAAGGCGUCCACACAUGGAGAUGUAUACAGUUAUGGGAUCCUUCUGCUCGAGAUGAUCACUGGAAAGCGGCCAACUGAUGACAUGUUUAAGGACAAUCAGAACCUUCAUCACUUUGCAAAGUCGGCUUUUCCCGAACAAGUAAUGGAGAUUAUAGAUCCAAGACUCCUCUUAGAAGAUGCUGAAGCUAUUCAAGACAGUGAAAAUCGUAACAAUUUGAGAAAUAGAAUGCAUGAUUGCUUGGUUUCAUUGGUCAGCGUUGGCGUAUCAUGUUCUGCAAAAUCGCCAAAAGAACGAAUGAAGAUGAGAGACGUUGUCAUAGAAAUGCAUGCAAUUAGAGACUUAUAUCUGGAGGUUGGGAUUCACCAACAGAGACAAAAUAGGCCCCUACUGUUAGGUGAAGGUUCAUCUUACCUCAGUAACUACUAAGACUAGUAGUUACAUUGAAGAAGAUUCCGAUAUAAAAUAGAACUGUUUGAUGUUUUUCUUAAGAAGCUCUAGAUAUAUAUUGUUCUGGUGUUGAAUCUAGGGGAUGACGUUUUAUUUUUUUUCUUGUCCUUUCCUUUCUUUAAUCUUGUUUUAAACAGAGACUUUGUCGCAGAUACAAUUAUUAGAAUC
Magnolia sinica is the source of this 3318-nucleotide messenger RNA. Its product is annotated as probable LRR receptor-like serine/threonine-protein kinase At3g47570. The coding region runs from base 1 to 3129 and encodes 1042 amino acids. The record is from RefSeq and is a predicted model, not a curated record. Gene Ontology annotation, molecular function: protein kinase activity; protein binding; ATP binding. NCBI's taxonomy places the organism in Eukaryota, Viridiplantae, Streptophyta, Magnoliopsida, Magnoliales, Magnoliaceae. Gene Ontology annotation, biological process: protein phosphorylation. The transcript is spliced from 2 exons.